Messenger RNA from Macroventuria anomochaeta, 642 nucleotides. RefSeq lists its product as uncharacterized. The transcript has a single exon. The annotation marks the transcript as partial. NCBI's taxonomy places the organism in Eukaryota, Fungi, Ascomycota, Dothideomycetes, Pleosporales, Didymellaceae. The record is from RefSeq and is a predicted model, not a curated record.
UGGGGAUCUGCCUCUGGCGGCUCGAUUUCGUUUGGUUCCAGAGCAGGAUCGACAAAAGGCACUAUUUGGAAUGCAUGGCUCUCCAAUAUGCCACAGGUCCUUCUAUCGCUGUGCUAUCUCAACCUUAACACUAUCUGCACUUCGAUGGCAAGUGCAGUUGAGUGGAACAGCUUGGCAACCUCCAGAAAGGGCCUUCGAGUCACGAAACCGCACGGCGAACAACGCAGCACCUACUUCCUACAACUUCCUUACAGAUUUGCAACUCCACUCAUCGUCGCUAGCGGUGGGCUGCAUUGGCUUUUAUCGCAGACCUUCUUUCUAUCUCGUAUCGACUAUCUCAGUCGCGAUGGAAGGCUAGAUCGGUGGACGUCCGCCUGCGGCAUCUCGUUCUCGAGCCUCAUCACUUUCUGUGUUGCCUGUACGAUCCUGGUCAUCGUAGUCCGAUGGGUCGGGCGACGACGCAUGGUACCCAACCUUCCAUUGGCAGAGAACUGCAGUCUCAUGAUCAGUGCGGCAUGCCAUCCGGCUCCAGAUGAAGUAGAUCCGCACCUAGCGAAGGUGAGAUGGGGGGUUCUUGAGAGUACUGGAUAUUGCUCAUUGUCAUCGAAGCAUGUCGAACGUGCAGAAACAGGGAAAGUUUAG